Messenger RNA from Galeopterus variegatus (Sunda flying lemur), 271 nucleotides. Its product is annotated as citron Rho-interacting kinase-like. The transcript is spliced from 2 exons. Lineage: Eukaryota; Metazoa; Chordata; Mammalia; Dermoptera; Cynocephalidae. The record is from RefSeq and is a predicted model, not a curated record. The annotation marks the transcript as partial.
GUUCUUUAUUCUCAUGAAAAGGUGAAAAUGGAAGGAACGAUUUCUCAACAAACCAAACUCAUCGAUUUUCUGCAAGCCAAAAUGGACCAACCUGCUAAAAAGAAAAAGGGUUUAUUUAGUCGACGGAAAGAGGACCCUGCUUUGCCCACACAGGUUCCUCUGCAGUACAAUGAGCUGAAGCUGGCCCUGGAGAAGGAGAAAGCUCGCUGUGCAGAGCUAGAGGAAGCUCUUCAGAAGACUCGCAUCGAGCUCCGGUCCGCCCGCGAGGAAG